UUUAAAAUUCCAGAUAAAAUUAGGGUAUUCCUUGGUCGUUGGUCAUAGACGUCGAGCAGUAAACUAUCGUCAAACAUCUCCUAGAAGGGUGACGCUUUUGAUUGCAUCUCGCAGGAAUAUAAAAGCUAGUGCUUCUCUUUGUGUGUCGUAUGUCCAUCCAGAAUCUCACCACAUUUGAUCCCUUUGCGGACGCAAACAAGGGUGCUGACGAAGGUGUUCAGGAUGGUUUUGUCCACAUAAGAAUUCAGCAACGAAACGGACGCAAAACCCUGACCACAGUGCAAGGUCUUUCUGCAGAGUAUGAUUUGAAGAAAAUUGUUCGUGCCUGCAAAAAGGAAUUUGCUUGCAAUGGCACUGUGAUCGAGCACCCCGAGUACGGCGAGGUGUUGCAGCUGCAGGGCGACCAACGCGAAAACAUCUGCCAGUGGCUGACGCGGUGCGGGCUGGCCAAGUCAGACCAGUUGAAGGUGCACGGCUUCUAAGGACGACGCGGCCGACAUGCGAAUCCACUGCAGCAGCUGACAUGUAUUUGGGCGCCAUCGAUGUCUUUAGAGAGAGAGUGUGUCUAAUGGACUCAGGAGCUAUUUUUGUAAGCCGACACCGCACCUAGCUCUGGAUCAACCAUUGAUUUGCCCCGGAACACACAAUUGCAGAACCACAAUAUGUAUUACAACCCGAGUGCCUCUCUGCUCAGUGGAUCAUCCAACUCAAAUCACACACAACACUUUCAACCACAAACAAAUAUUAAUAACUCAAUUAAGAUGGCGAGAUUUUGUAAACAAAAGAAUUUUGAUUUCCAACGGUUGACUUUUGUUCUGAUGUUGCGGGCAGAACAGUAUGUUUAAAUUAAACUUAAAAUAAAAUUUGGUCACACAUUA
Molecule: messenger RNA, 878 nt
Organism: Cloeon dipterum
Lineage: Eukaryota; Metazoa; Arthropoda; Insecta; Ephemeroptera; Baetidae
Gene: eIF1
Product: eukaryotic translation initiation factor eIF1
Exons: 3
Coding region: 150-482 (110 amino acids)
Biological process (GO): translational initiation
Cellular component (GO): eukaryotic 43S preinitiation complex
Molecular function (GO): RNA binding; translation initiation factor activity; ribosomal small subunit binding
Source: RefSeq, a predicted model, not a curated record